AUGGGUCCAAAAGCGGAGAAGAGCAAUUUGAAGCGUGGAAGGCAUAGCACAGGCGAGGAUCAAGAGAUCAAGAAGCCUCGUCGAUCGAAUCGUCUUUCUCAAUCACAAGCGCAGACGAAGCACACACCAAUUAAGAACCAAUACCUGCCCUCCCCACUGACCAACCAAGAGUCAACCGCUACCGAGCCCAAAGAUGAGGACAUCUCGCAAGCCGAUACUCGGCAGCAGAGACAAGUCACACCUGUUUCCAACUUGCCCGUAUCAUCCCCUCCGCAGGACACACAGCCUCUGUCACAGUUCAUCUACCCUCCACGAGACUUUGAGCCUGACGUUGAAGACGAGGAAGGUACUUGGGGCGUCCUAUACCCGAUCAACCCAGAACAUGGCAAUAAGCUUGUCAUGAAGAAGAGAACGUUCUGCCCUGCGCCUGUGCAACCACUAGAGAUCAGUAGAUCCUCAACGAAGAGCAAGAAACGGAGCAAGCCCAAGUCCUUGGUUGAGGACGAGCAAAAAUACGAAGAGAACAAGGCCGACAGUGGCUUCCCUGCAGGCGGCUAUCUGGUAGGGAGACAUCCUGAGUGCGAUCUGAUCGUGGACAUACCGACCAUUUCAAACAGACACUGCCUGUUCUUCAAUGAGAACCGGGCAGGUCACGCUCGAGCCGUUCUGGAGGACCUCUCGACGAACGGCACUUAUGUGAACGACCAGCUGCUGAGUCGUAACAAGCGGCGAGAACUGGAAGACGGUGACGAAAUCACCCUACUUGACGAUGCGAGAUUCGUGUUCAAAUAUCCGCGCAGCAGUCAGGCGUCGGGCUUUGGUGCUUCAUACCGCAUACUGCAACAACUCGGCAAGGGGCAUUUUGCUACAGUCUAUCUUUGCGUCGACCGGUCCAGUGGCCUUAAGUUUGCGGUCAAGAAGUUCGAGAAGCGCAUGGGAGAGUCCCAGCGCUCACAAGUCGAAGGGCUGCAGCAAGAAAUUGCCGUCUUGAAAAGUGUUAGCCAUCCAAAUGUCUUAUGCUUGAAGGAUACCUUCAACGAGGACGAUGGUGUCUACCUAAUUCUUGAGCUUGCUGCUGAAGGAGAGCUCUUCAACUGGAUCGUCACCAAGCAGAAGCUCACCGAGGACGAAACACGGAGAGUCUUCAUUCAAUUGUUCCAGGGCACUAAGUAUCUUCACGAACGCAACAUCGUCCACCGCGACAUCAAGCCAGAGAACAUCUUGCUUACGGACAAGCAUCUCUCUGUCAAGUUGGCCGAUUUCGGGCUUGCCAAAAUUAUUGGCGAGGAGUCAUUUACCACCACUCUCUGUGGCACCCCCAGCUAUGUCGCUCCCGAGAUCCUACAAAACACCAAACAUCGAAAAUACACUCGUGCUGUCGAUGUAUGGUCGCUAGGUGUGGUGCUUUACAUCUGUCUGUGCGGAUUUCCUCCAUUCUCGGACGAACUCUACUCUCGCGAGAACCCCUACACGAUGGCACAGCAGAUCAAGAUGGGGAGAUUUGAUUAUCCCAGUCCGUAUUGGGACUCUGUUGGAGAUCCUGCCCUGGACCUCAUUGAUCGCAUGCUUACUGUUGACGCCGACAAACGUAUCAGCAUUGACGACUGUCUCGAGCAUCCUUGGAUCCGAAAUCUUGGCAACAACAUCAAUCCUGCAGACAGCACUGAUGGUCUCACCGGCGCUAUGAGUGGUCUAGACUUUUCGAAGCGAAAGGUUCAGCGUCAACGGACACUACUUUCCGACAUCAACGACAUCAGAAUUACCAAGGUUGUCGCCGCCAAGACUCAUGUCAAGACUGGACAUGGAGAUACCAAAAAGGUCAAGAUCUGGGAUAAAAAUCCUCGUGGCAAGAUCGGAAUGGCCCCUUCAGAUGCUGACAACAAAAGUGAUGGUUUGGUUAACGGCCAUGAAGAGCAUCCGGCGGCCAAUCGGCAAGAAGAGGAAUUCAUGCAGAUGGGUGGUCGAGGCGACAUGCAACUUUUCGCCAAUGAUGACAGCAGUAGGUAUCUUCCUGCAGAGGUGCCUCCUUGA
Messenger RNA from Cyphellophora europaea CBS 101466, 2031 nucleotides. RefSeq lists its product as uncharacterized. The transcript has 3 exons. The record is from RefSeq and is a predicted model, not a curated record. Lineage: Eukaryota; Fungi; Ascomycota; Eurotiomycetes; Chaetothyriales; Cyphellophoraceae. Gene Ontology annotation, biological process: protein phosphorylation; mitotic DNA damage checkpoint signaling. Gene Ontology annotation, cellular component: nucleus. Bases 1 to 2031 code for a protein of 676 amino acids. Gene Ontology annotation, molecular function: ATP binding; protein serine/threonine kinase activity; protein binding.